AUGGGAUGGGAGAAGAGCUUGCCCCAUGGCACAAUCACCACUUGGGAUGAAUGCAAGAAGGCCUUUCUUGCUAAGUUUUUCUCCACCGGUCGCACAGCCAAGCUUAGAGGAGAGAUAUCCAGCUUCAUCCAGCGAAACAAUGAGACAUUCGCAGAGGCUUGGGAGAGGUUCAAAGGCUACACAAGUCAGUGCCCACACCAUGGAUUCAACAAUGAAUCACUACUCUCCACUCUUUAUAGAGGAUGCUUGCCUAGGUAUAGGGAGAUGCUAGACACAGCUAGCAAUGGGAACUUCCUCAACCAGGAUGUAGAUGAUGGCUGGCAACUUGUGGAGAACAUAGCUAACUCAAAUGGAAGCUAUGGAGAAGAGUAUGAUCGCACCAAUCGGAGCUCGACCCACCACUCGAUCGAGUCAGACGAAAAGUUGAGAAAAGAUGUUAAGGCAUUGAAUGAGAAGUUGGAUAAGCUGAUCUUAAGCUGA
This is a messenger RNA of Microthlaspi erraticum, 480 nucleotides long. Lineage: Eukaryota; Viridiplantae; Streptophyta; Magnoliopsida; Brassicales; Brassicaceae. The record is from the annotation of a GenBank genome assembly.